CAUUCUUUCUGGGAGAACGUGUGCACAGUGCCGGGGUUUGUAUGAUUAAACUGACUUGAGACUGAGAGUCUCACUGCAGUGUCUGCACUGUGUACAGUAAGUUUGUUUAAAAUCAACUCACUUAACGUUGUUUUCCUCACCACCGAUGAAGUAGUAAUAUCAAUUUACUGUUGCGGGUUUCUAUUUAACAUCAUUUGGUUCUCACGCCUACAUGCUGUUUCUUCCUCGGUUAGCUCUUUAGCUCCCAUUCUGAACUCACACUAAAGUUCCAGCUUCCAUCUAGUGGCCGAUGCUGGUCUGCUCAGUUCAAGUCCCGUGCAUGUCAGGCCCGGGGCAGCAGUAGUGGGCCGGCCGCCGGGGAAUGGGUUUGCAGCGGGGGCAGCGCACACAUUUCGCCAGCCUGAACCAUUCGGCCAACUUCUUAAGGGUCUGAAAACCCAUCCACAGCAUGGAAGGGGAAAGCAGCGUUUGUGGUGCCGACAAACCAUUCAUAUGCUCGGUGUGCGAACGUGGAUUCGACCGGCCGUCCAGUCUGGAGGCUCACGUCUGUGACCGAGGCGGGGAGAGGCUGUGUCAGUGCGGGGACUGCGGAAAAAAGUUCACCUACCCCUCGGCGCUGGAAACGCACCGGCGUAGUCACACGGGGGAGAGGCCCUUUGGCUGCCCCGAGUGCGGGAAGCGCUUCGCCCUGUCGUCGACCCUGCAGAGACACCGGCGAGUGCACACCGGUGAGAGGCCCUUCGCCUGCUCCGAGUGCGGCAAGGCCUUCAACCAGUCCUCGGACCUGCUGACCCACCGGCGGGUCCACACCGGUGAGAGGCCCUUCGCCUGCCCCGUGUGCGGGGAGCGAUUCACGCAUGGCUCCAACCUGCAGACCCACCAGCGGGUCCACACCGGGGAGAACCCGUUCACCUGCCCCCUCUGCGGGAAGGGCUUCACUCAGGCCUCUAACCUGCAGAGGCAUCAGCGGGUACACAGCGGCGAGAGGCCCUUCGCCUGCCCCGAGUGCGGGAAGCGCUUCGCCGAGUCGGCCAGCCUCCUGGCGCACGGUCGGGUCCACAGCGGCGAGAGGCCCUUCGCCUGCCCUGAAUGCGGCAAGGCCUUCACCCUGUCGUCGACCCUGCAGAGACACCAGCGACUGCAUACCGGCGAGAGGCCCUUCGCCUGCUCGGAGUGCGGCAAGGCCUUCAACCAGUCCUCGGACCUGUUGGCCCAUCAGCGGGUUCACACCGGCGAGAGGCCCUUCGCUUGCCCUGUGUGCGGCAAAGCCUUCGCCCAGGCUUCUAAUUUACUCAGCCACCGGCGGGUCCACACCGGGGAGAAUCCCUUCAGCUGCUCCCUGUGCGGCAAAGCCUUCGCCCAGGCCUCUAACUUACUCAGCCACCGGCGGGUCCACACCGGGGAGAGGCCCUUCACCUGCUCCCUGUGCGGAAAGGGCUUCAGUCGAUCGUCCUACUUGGUGAAACACCAGCAGGUUCACAGCUGACCGCGGUGUUCCCAUUCUGCACGCAGUCGCUUUUGGAACACCCUGGCAUGUGUAUCGAUGGAUAAAGGGCAUCCUGUCAAAACUCUUUGUAAAGUGCCCAUCAGGACAAUUGCAAGAAUAUCGAAUUACGAAGGCAACAACUUAUACCACAUGAGGAAAGUGUGCUGACUGAAAAUCGAUUGGUCUUGAGCUGCCAUGGAGAACGCAACCAAGGAAUUCUUCUCUCCCCCCCCACCUUGUUUAAGGCGCAAAGCAGGGUCCUGUUCAUCCUGUCUACAAAUGACCGACUCUUGUUCAUGAAUAAUUGUUGCUUCCAUUAACUGUACCUGGGCCACUGUGUAAGACCAACACUAAUUUUAAAUUUAAAAAAAUUCUUUAAAGUUUUUGAGAAGACUUGCAGCUCAGGUUGUUGAUAAGGUUGUUCAUUUGCUGGUUGAGCUGGUAGGUUGGUUUGCAAAUGUUCCAUUACAUUCGAGGUAAACAUCCUCAGUGCACCUCCUAUAAGUUUCUUGAACGUCUGUUUAAUGUUUAAAACAAGCUUGAGGAGAACCACAUUUCACUGUUGCUCUCGCCAAAGAGGCCUGGUGAGCAAAUUUCAGAAAGACAAAGUUGGGAACAGUAAAUGAAUUUUAAAAGAAGUUCCAAACCAUUAAAUAGAUAAAGAAAUGAGUAAUUAAUAAAAAAAAUAGUUUUGAAAGUUCCCAGCAGCUGAGCUAACCACUAAAAUCUUUUAUUCCAUUGUGGUUAAGAAGAGGUGUAAGAGAAAGGGAGACUAGGGUUCAAGUUCUGAUCACCAGGGAAAGGAGUCACAGCAAAGCAAAAUUUUUGCUUUAACAAUCACUGAUCUUGCUUUAAUUUCUGGUGGCACACAUUUCAAGCUGACUUUGGCAGAAUUUAUUUAAAAGCGUGGGUCCAAUGUGGUUUGCCUUCACACCUGUUUUUUCCUCUUCUAGCUUGUUUUUUUGGGAAAUAUUUUUGGUGAAGAGGAGGAAGAAUAGAUGCGUGUCUGGAUAACUCAGUCUUAGAGUUCAUAUAUACACUCUUGCUCUCUCAUUUUUAUUCUCACAAACAUGCUUCCUUCUUCCUCAUGCAUACAAUCCAUCCUUCUCAAAUAUACACAGUCACUCCCUCACACUGACUGUUACACAUGUAUGUACUCUGUCACUCCCUCUCACGCACACCGAUUCCCUUAUUCCUACACACUCACUCUUUCACACAUGCACAUGCUCUUGCUCCCCCACGUUCUCGCUCUUGCUCACACACACCCUACGUGCCUGCCCUCUCGCUCCUUCAUGCCUCAGGAAUUGUGUAUUGCAUCAGCACGUGAAAUGCAAACAAUCCACAAGCAAGAAUAGCAGAGCAAAAUGGCUGCAGAAUGCUACGGGCAGUGGUCACAGAUGCCCAUAACUGCCUCAACAGAUACGAGUGGGAAACUGUGUGCCAAAAAUCUUUGUACCAGAACUCGGCCAACCAACAGUGGACCACAAUACUGGAACAAACCAGUAUUAAGCACUAGACGACAGAGAACCAGAACAAGGAAAAGACUCGGCUUACAGGAGAAACUAACUGGACUAAUCCACUGGGAUAACACAAACAAAGCAGACACAUGAGCAAGGAACCUAUCCGACAAACAAUUCACAUACAGAAAAAGCCAACCUGAUAUGUGGACUUAACUACACCCACAAGGACGCGAGUAAAACAGACUUCUUAGCAGCACUAGAGUAAAUGUUAAAAACCAAUGGACUCACUGAGAAAACUCAACAGGCCAUCAGACAAACUAGUCCCAGCACUUAACCGUAAAGAUGAAUCAGACACCUUAAGCACAGCGGAGAGAAAGGCCCUAGAAAGAAAAUUUAUCACAAUUCUACCAGCAGACAAAGGAUGAAUGACCAUUGUUCUGAACAAAACAGACUACAUUAGGAAUACACAAGCACUAUUUGCAGAUACAGCCACAUGCAAGUGGCAUCAAACCCUACUCAACAUCUAGAGAACAGGAUAGCCCAGACAUUCAAGAAACCUAAAUACAGAAUUCCUACAGUGUUGAAGCAGGCCAUUUGGCCCAUCAUGUUAAACCAACUGUCCGAAGAGCGCCCACCAAGACCCACCCCAUACCUUUCCUACCCUUGACAGUGGGCAAUUUAGCGUGGCCAAUACAGCUAACUUGCACAUCUUUGGACUGUGGGAGGAAACCACACAGACAUGGGGAGAAUGUGCAAACUCCAUACAGACAGUUGACAAGGCUGGAAUCGAAUCUGGGUGCCUAGUGCUGCGAGGUAGCGUUGCUAACCACUGUGCUGCCCCAGGAGGUAUCACUAAUGCCAACUUCAUCACAAUGAAACCAAUGGUUCAAACACCACCCCCACCCUGCUUUUGCAGACUCCCUAAGGUACACAAACCUAGAAUCCCGCUCAGACCAAUAGUUUCCUUACAAGGUGCACUUACAAGCUAGUGAGGGAAUGACAACGGAGACUCAAAAACCUAAUUAGUAGAUCUUCACAAUCCAUGCUUAUGGCUCAGGGACACAAAAAUUGACGAGGAUGAAAUCAUGAUCUCCUUUGAUGUUAAUGCAGAAUUUAUGUCCAUUGAUGUACUGUUAGCCAGAGAGACAAUAGGCACACCACUAAAAGGACUGGGAGCACUGAUCCUGAACACCAGCAACAACAACAUCAAGGACAGUUUACUGAAACUCUUAGAUUUAAGUCCCACAACGCACUUCACGUUCAAUGGCCAAAUAUACAACGUCACACUGGUUUCAUCUCAGGUCUCACUGCAGAAGCAGUGAUGCAGGGACUGGAACACACAGCUCUUCCUUUAACUGAAACCGUGGGUAAGAUAUGUGGAUGAGACAUUUGUAAUAAUCAAAUGCACAAAAGUAGAAGAAGAAACCCACCAAUUUGCAUAAAAUUCACUAGAGAGGAAGAAAACCACAAACAGCUCCCGCACGUGGGCGUAAUGGUAGAGAGACUAACUAACGGUGAAUUCCAGACCUGAGUGUACACGAAGGCCAUGCACACAGACCAAAUCCUGAACUUCGAUUGCAACCAUCCCACCAUACACAAACUGAGCAGCAUUAAGACAUUAUUUAAACGAGCCAUAUCAUAUGGCAACACUCCAGAACUCUGGAGAAAGGAAGAUGAAUACCUGCACGAGGAAUUUAUCGACAACGGAUACACAAGAAGCUUUGUAUGCUUAUGCCUAGAAAACAAAACAACAAUCAGAGGAUACAGUACAACAGAAGACACUAGUAACUGUAUGCUACAUAAAAAAUAUAUCGGACAUGACACUCAGACUUCUUAGACCACAUAGGAUCAUGAUUAUACACAAAUCUGCAUCAACACUGUGCCAAAUGCUAUCAAAGACCCCUUACAGACAGUAAACAGGACUAAAGUGAUAUACAGAAUUCCAUGCAGCGAGUGCAAUAGACAUUACAUCAGACAAACAGAGGAAGCUGACAACCAGGAUACAUGAACACUAGCUGGCAGCAGAAAGACAUGACCAAUACUCACCUGUCUCAAUACUCAGAGACAAUGAAGGCCAUCAGUUCAACUGAGAUAACUGAACAACAGCUACACAAGGGAAUUUGUCGAGGCCUGGUUCCCAACAUGGGACUCCAUUAACAAACAAUUCGAAAUAGACCCCAUAUACAGACCACUAUUGAAAAACAGAACUGGAAGUGACAGGACCCACCAUACUACAGGAUCAUAUAAAUUCGGAAUAGAGCAGAACACCAAUGCUUUCAUUCGAGGUCACACUGAUGAUGUUGCCUUGAAUGGUAACUAAACGUAUACACACCACGGAACAAUUGGCAAAUGAACAACCACAUCCACAAGCUGAGCUACAAAUUUUCAUCAAGACCUUAAAAACACUCUCUCGUUGCUCCCUUCACACACAAACACACACUCUGCUCUCACACACACUCUCAUGCCCUCACAAUCAUGCGCACACUCUUGCACUGUGCUUUCACUCCCUUGCGUUGGUGCGCACAUGCAUUCACUCCCUUGCAAUGGUGCAUGUGCAUGGACACAUUCCCUUGCAAAAUACAAGUUUGAGAAACAAGUACAAUUCAUUUGGUACAACACAUAUAAAUAUUAAAUACAUUUAAAGAUUAGCAUUCAAGUAGAGCAAGGACCCAGUCACUAAAAACACCCUUUCAGCUAGCAGGAGAAUCCAGAAAGAUUCACUUUGCAAAUUGGACAUAUGCGGAAGGGGAUGUGAAGAUCUGUUAAUUAAGUUACGAUGUAAUAAACAGUUGAAACAAAAAAAGUAUCGACAUUUAUUUAGUCACACAAAAGAAGGCCUAGAGAAAGGCCCAGCAAAAUCACACCUAUGUGUAAAAUAUUAACAACAGGAGAGAUACCGCAGUCACAAAGCCUGAAGCACACAACAAGCGAUGACAUUCAAAGAUCUUUAUAACAUGGCCAUCAUUAGACUCCAGGAACAAACAACACUGAUGUCAACAUGAGGUAGAAAUGUAAACUAAGCUGAAGACAAAAAUUAAACAUCCUUUUACUGAUAAACUUUUAACAAAGGAUUCUUUUAAAAUAAUAAAGAAUAAGUGAGAGUUAAAAUAAAUCUUAUAUAAUAGUUAUAAAGCAUCAAAACAAACCUACCACAGAAAAACUCAAUUUCAUUAAGGGAUCUUCGUUGAAUAAUUAGGGAAUAGUGUUGAACAAUACAACAUCACAUGAAAGUGGUAAGGUUAACCUUUACAUUUACAAAGUGGGUUGGGGAUGGGGCCAGAAUCCUGAAACAAGAAAUUUUCACUGAACAUUUCAGAAGUAUAAGAAACCCUUACAAUAAUUCACAAAAGAUAUCUUUUUUUCACUGCUCAGGGCUUUAUGGGGAAACUUUUCUUUAACUGCUGAUUCUAAUAUAUUCACACGGGAGGUCUGAAAUAAUUAGAAAUUACAUCAAAGUGAAUUCUAUUAAUUUUGGUAUUUUUGGAAUAUUUUUGGCCUAGCAGUUUACAUAUCUGCGAAAAUUGUGCUGCUUGUUAAUU
Stegostoma tigrinum is the source of this 6485-nucleotide messenger RNA. RefSeq names its product zinc finger protein OZF-like. Gene Ontology annotation, cellular component: nucleus. Gene Ontology annotation, biological process: regulation of transcription by RNA polymerase II. The record is from RefSeq and is a predicted model, not a curated record. The transcript has a single exon. Gene Ontology annotation, molecular function: DNA-binding transcription activator activity, RNA polymerase II-specific; RNA polymerase II cis-regulatory region sequence-specific DNA binding. NCBI's taxonomy places the organism in Eukaryota, Metazoa, Chordata, Chondrichthyes, Orectolobiformes, Stegostomatidae. Bases 449 to 1486 code for a protein of 345 amino acids.